This is a messenger RNA of Rotaria sordida, 342 nucleotides long. The record is from the annotation of a GenBank genome assembly. NCBI's taxonomy places the organism in Eukaryota, Metazoa, Rotifera, Eurotatoria, Philodinida, Philodinidae.
AUGUAUUCAAUAUUUUUGAUUGGUAUUAUAUUAAUUAUUAUUGUUCUUAGUCUUUCUCAUACACGUAGUACAUUUACAAAUCAAUUAUAUAUGAAACGAAAAAAACGUUAUUCAAUAAAUAAUGAUAGAAAUAAUUUUAAAAAUUCAUAUAUGACAAUUCAAAUGAAUCCAUUUUCAAAUUUAGAUGAUAUUAAACGUAUUCGAAAUGGAACAACAAUAUUAUUAGAAGAUGAUGAAGAAUUAAUGAAAUCUGAAAUUUCAUUAAAAUUUUAUGAAAAUAAUGCAAUUGAAUUACGUUUAGAACAAGAUUUUGAUUCUGACAACGAUACAAAUGACAAUUAA